Molecule: messenger RNA, 5380 nt
Organism: Nycticebus coucang (slow loris)
Lineage: Eukaryota; Metazoa; Chordata; Mammalia; Primates; Lorisidae
Gene: MED26
Product: mediator complex subunit 26
Exons: 5
Coding region: 1025-2659 (544 amino acids)
Biological process (GO): positive regulation of gene expression; regulation of transcription by RNA polymerase II
Cellular component (GO): mediator complex; nucleus; core mediator complex
Molecular function (GO): transcription coregulator activity
Source: RefSeq, a predicted model, not a curated record
GGCCCGGGACCCUUCCUUUCCCCUGUGCCCCUCAUCAGCAGGGCUUCGGGGGACCCGUCUGGCGCCCACCUCCCCCCGAGGGCCGCUGCCAUCUCUGCCUCUCGCCCCCCGGGCCCGGGGCAGGGGCAGGUCGGACAGCCCGGCAGCGCUCGGACGAUCAGGGAAGACCUCCUUCCCUCUUCUCCCGUCUGGAAGCAGCUUCCUGGCUUCUGAGAGAAGCGUCGGCCUGUUUUGUCCCUAGCUGGUGCCCAGAGUAUGUGGAGUGUGCCGCUCCGUUCUGUGACUGGAUAUGCCUUUGCCGAAUCCCCCUCUGGGUGGCUGUGGAUGAAGGAUGAUCUUGGGGAGGGUGGGAUCUUCCUGUUGCCUUUCUGGAUCUACGUGCCUCCGACUCACCCAGAGCCUCAUUUUUGGGGUAGUGAAUUAGAGUUGAUUGUUUUAUCUCCCAUUCUCUCCCGUCCCUGCUUUGGUUGUCCCUUUUCUUGAUCAGAGGCUGAGGAUCUGAGUGUGGUGGUUCAUGACCUAGACUGUCAGGGUUAGCUCAUGGUGUUGUUUUCCCAGUUGUCCCUUUGCUGAGGCUACUGUUUGCAAAGGGAUUUCCCUCCUGCCCCCUCGGGGUGUGUGUGUGUGUGUGUGUGUGUGUGUGUGUGUGUGUAGGGGAAGAUUGAUUUGUUCUCUUAUUUUCUCCAAGGAUUUGUUGGCAAUAAGGGUCAUUUUUCCCUGUGACGGGAGCAGGGCUAUAGGAAGGUGCAGUGGCAUCCAGGUAUGAAGUGAGCCCAGUAUUUGCAGGGACACCAGGAAGUGACCAUUGAGAUCACUUUAACAUGCUGUGGAUGGAAGACAAAAUCGUCUUGGGCUUGGCCAGGUGCUUUGUGGCUGAGGCCUUCCUGCUUUGAGCUGGAGGAGUGGGUUUUUGUGGGCAGGGCUGCAUGGAUGCAGGCCCAUAGACUGCCAAUCCCUUGAGGCCAGUCUGGUGGGGAGUGGGCUCCAGUGCCAUUGUCAUGGCUCACAGCUCAGGAUCCGGAACAUGGUGGCGGUACUGGAAGUCAUCUCCAGCUUGGAGAAAUACCCCAUUACCAAAGAGGCACUGGAGGAAACACGACUUGGGAAGCUCAUCAACGACGUCCGCAAGAAAACCAAGAACGAGGAGCUCGCCAAGCGGGCCAAGAAGCUGCUGCGGAGCUGGCAGAAGCUCAUUGAGCCCGUGCACCAGAAUGAGGCGGCAUUGCGGGGGCUGGCAGGGGCAGCUGGCUCAGCCAACGGGGGUGCUCACAACUGCCGGCCAGAGGCGGGAGUGGCUGGCACACCGAAGAGCAUCCAUGACCUGAAGAAUCGCAAUGAUAUCCAGAGAUUGCCUGGGCAACGGCUGGACAGGUUGGGUAGCCGCAAGCGCCGGGGUGACCAGCGUGACCUCGGCCACCCUGGGCCACCUCCCAAGGUCUCCAAAGCUAGCCACGACCCCCUGGUCCCCAACUCAUCUCCCCUCCCCACUAAUGGUAUUGGUGGAAGCCCAGAAAGUUUCCCCAGCCCCCUGGAUGGCAGUGGGCACACGGCCCCUGAGGGCAGCCACUUGGAGCGUGAGAAUGACAAGCACAGCAGCAAGAUCCCUGUCAAUGCUGUGCGGCCGCACACCAACUCACCUGGCCUGGGCAAGCCCUCCGGGCCCUGCUUGCAGGGAAAGGCUUCGGUGCUGCAGCAGCAAGACAGGGUGGACGAAACUCCGGGGCUCCCCCACCCCAAGGGGCUCCCUCGCUGCUCUUUCAGUCCCCGGAACUCACGGCAUGAGGGCUCCUUUGCCCGGCAGCAGAGCUCAUACACACCUAAGGGCUCCGUGCCCAGCCCUUCACCUCGGCCCCAGGCACUUGAUAAUAUGCAGGUGCCAUCACCGUUUGAGCUGCUGCCAAGUGCAGAGAGCCCUGUGCGCUGGCUGGAGCAGCCUGAGGGCCACCAACGUCCCCUUCUACCCCGGGCGGGGUUCUCCCCGGACUCCUCCAAGGCGGACAGUGAUGCUGCCUCCUCAGGUGGCUCGGACAGUAAAAAGAAAAAGAGGUACCGGCCUCGAGACUACACAGUUAACUUGGACGGGCAGGUAGCUGAGGCAGGCGUCAAGCCUGUCCGGUUAAAAGAGCGAAAGCUCACCUUUGACCCAAUGACAAGACAGAUCAAACCUCUGACCCAGAAAGAGCCAGUGCGGGCAGACAGCCCUGUGCACACGGAGCAGCCUAGGACAGAGCUAGACAAGCAGGAGGCCAAGGCUAGCCUCCAGAGCCCCUUUGAACAGACGAACUGGAAGGAGCUGUCACGCAAUGAGAUCAUCCAGUCCUACCUGAGCCGGCAGAGCAGCUUGCUCUCAUCGUCCGGGGCACAGACCCCCGGGGCUCACCACUUCAUGUCUGAGUACCUGAAGCAGGAAGAGAGCACCCGACGAGGGGCCAGGAAGCUGCAUGUGCUGGUGCCUCACGACCCGCCCACAGACCUCCCAGGGCUGACCCGGGAGGUCACACAGGACGAUCUCAACAGAAUCCAGGCCCACCAGUGGCCAGGGGUGAACGGGUGUCAGGACACACAGGGUAACUGGUAUGACUGGACGCAGUGCAUAUCCCUCGACCCGCAUGGUGAUGACGGGCGGUUGAAUGUUCUGCCUUAUGUCUGCUUGGACUGACUAGCCCAUUGGCCAUGAAGUGCAUUCCCACCUUGCAGUAGCCAGGGCGGGUGGGUGGCCAGGGUCCAGAUGCUCCAUGCAGCUGGUAACUUGGGGUGUCCGGCCCAGGCGGGAGGGAGGGGGCGGGAGUCGCGUGGUCUCUGCGCUCUUCCCUCAAAAUUCUCCUUCUUUUGUGAAAUGCUGCUACCAGUUUACUAACAAAAUUGCAAAGGAAGGACCGUGUGUAAGGAAGGACAGCAAAGUGAGUUCAGAACUCUAUAGCAGACCAGCUAUAAAAAGCGUUAGUUCCCCACCCUGGAAGAGGUGUGGAUACUUUCUAGCACCUGAAUGCUGGGACCUCAGUUGCAGGCAGGCACAGAAAACCUGUGGGAGAGGUUACCUUUAACAUAGCAACAGAAGCGUGCAUCUCAUCUCUAUGUUUUCUGUUCUUUAGUUUGGCCCUGAGGGUCUGUGAGACAGUGGGCUCCACCGUGGCCUCUGCUCCCCACCCAGCCACUAUCAAGCCAGUGUUUUCUGUCGUGUGCUGGAAACUUCUGGGCUGCGGCAAGCCACUGGCAUCUGGUAGGCAGGCCCAUUGACCAGCCAGUUUGACCCACACUCCAUGGGCAUCCACCAGUUCAUAUCUGGUUUCAGUUAAACCCCAGUUUUAAAAAAAAUGCUGCAAAAAUUUGUUUUCUCAAGUUUAUUUUUCUCUUUCUCUUCCAUCUGACCACCAGCCAAACAAAUCUUUCCCUUCUUCCUCAUUUUUUCCUCCUGCACACAUCUCUAGAAAAUUUCACCUUUCUGGAGUUCCCUCCCCCCACAAAAACAACACAAAAGUUACCGCGGGUGCUACUGGUGUGUAAGCUGUACUGUUGGGCGAGAGGGAAGACCUGUCUGUACGCUGGAAACACUCAUAACCAUUCCUUUAGAUUCGUUUGCCUUAUGGUUAUUUGUCAUAAACGCGAUUUGCAAAAACAAGGAGCCUUAGUGAAUGUACAGUACCUAGACUUCUGUGUUCUCAGGACGCAGAAGGGAGCAACUUUGCUAUUUGGUCCAGUAAGUGGACACCUUGUGAUAUAAAUGUGGAAAUAAAAAACGAUUUGCACAAACCAGUCUAAGAAUUGUUUCUCAUGUGGGUCUUCACAACUACACCUGCCCUUUCCUGGAUUCUGGACUAGCCAGGAAGUCUUGGACACCACAUCCAUACUGCAGGAAGAUGGGGCAGGACAGGGCACAGCCUGGAAGCUGGCCUGUUAAGCAUGCUGUUGCAUUUGGGGGAGGGAGGAGCACCACCUUUUUUAUUCAUCCACGGUACCUGCUAGUUUGGAGUGACAAAGAGUCCCAAGGACCCUGCCUCACUCACACAUCAGCUACCCCAGAGAAAAACCCUCCAUAGCUCAUAUCUCAGUGACUUUUUGUUUCUCCUCUCAAAUAUUUGCAGUUUUUACACAUCAUGGCUUAGAGGCUCCGAGCUGUGUUAGGCAGCUGACCCCUGCCUUUAACUACAUAUCUAGUUGGCACUGAUUUUUUAAAAAACAACUCCUUUGACUAUAAAGUGAUAAUCUUUUUAGUUUCCCCUAGUCUCUGAAAUCCAAACCUAAGACAAGACUUUGGUUUUCUGAGUUUUUUGCUCACAGAACAGGUCAUCUUGCCCAUUUCUACUUAAUUUCACAUAUGAGGAAACAGCUAAACCUUUAAGAGAGGUAACAGCUUUCAGGAUAGCAGUCAACUCAGAAGCACAGUUUCAGAGCCAGCAGGGGUUUCUGACAAAGGUGUGAUAUGGGACAUGUGCCAGGACCCCAAGAAGAGGCCAAUGGGAGGGAGAAUCCUAGGAACUUUCAUCUACCAUCUGUGUGGGUCUGGGCUAAUUAUUGUGCACCUAUCAUCAUUUGGGGGCUCAAAAUGCCUACCCCAGAAUUGUGGCAACAAAAGUGUGUCAGUAGGAAUGUUUGACAUUCAGCUGUGCUAUGGAGUGACUAUAACUAUUUUCCUAAAUUUACUGUGCCUAUGUUUUCACCCUGUCCAGCUCUCCUGACAUGCGGUAUCCCAAGGAUGUGACAUCUCUGACAAGAGAAAGGCACAACUGGAGGAUAUUAGAGUAUAGAGGUUGGGGUCAUUUCAGCACCUUUUCUCAGUUCUAGAGAUUGGAACAGGCUGAUGCUCCCCUUGUCCCCACCUGCCAGGGACCAUACCUAUGCCUUGAGUGUCCAAUAAGCUCUAGGGCACAGGUACUGCCUUUCUUUAAGAACACAAGGAUAGGUUUGGCUCCUGUAGCUCAGUGGCUAGAGUGCCAUUCACAUCACCCAGGCUGGUGGGUUCGAACCUGGCCUGGGUCUGCCAAACGACAAUGACAACUACAACAAAAAUAUAGCCAGGCAUUGUGGUGGGCACCUGUAGUCCCACCAACUUGGGAGGCUGAGGCAAGAGAAUCAUUUAAGACCAAGAGUUUGAGGCUGCUGUGAGCACUCUAUCGAAGACAAUAGUGAGACUCUGUCUCAAAAAAAACAACCCCACAAGGAUAGGGCUGGGCAUGGUGGCUCACGCCCGUAAUCCUAACACUCUGGGAGGCUGAGGUGGGUGGAUUACCUGAGCUCACAGGUUCAAGACCAGCCUGAAUCAGAGCGAGACCUCGUCCCUAAAAAUAGCCGGGUGUUGUGGCAGGCGCCUGUAGUCCCAGCUACUGGGAGGGUAGGGGGCAAGGGGAUAGCUUGAGCCCAAGAUUUUGAGGUUAAUGUGAGC